Cydia fagiglandana is the source of this 1016-nucleotide messenger RNA. RefSeq lists its product as uncharacterized. NCBI's taxonomy places the organism in Eukaryota, Metazoa, Arthropoda, Insecta, Lepidoptera, Tortricidae. The record is from RefSeq and is a predicted model, not a curated record. The coding region runs from base 83 to 988 and encodes 301 amino acids. The transcript has 2 exons.
UAGAGAAGGAUUGUACACAGUGCUACAGAGCGUUGGCUGUCCUCCAAAAAUUUUACACCUAAUUCAACUCUUUCACCUUGAUAUGAAAGGCUCUGUUGUUUACAACGGUAACACUUCGGCUCCUUUUGAAAUGCGUAGGGGAGUAAGACAGGGCUGUGUGUUGGCGCCUACAUUGUUUGGAAUCUUUUUCUCUGUACUUCUGAAAGUUGCCUUCGGGGACACCACUCAAGGCAUACAUCUACACACCAGGUCGGAUGGUAAACUGUUCAAUAUCUCACUAUUAAAAUCCAAAAAAUACCGCGAGGAUUUGUAUGUUGACAGUUUGCUAUUUGCCGACGACGCCGCUUUCAUUGCUACGUCACCGGAGGAGCUUCAGAGUAUGGUAGACAAAUUUAAUGCGGCUUGCAAACUCUUUGCAAUGUCGAUUAAUGUCAAGAAGACAGUCGUAAUGGCUCAAGGCGCAAAUCAAGACCCAACAAUACAGUUGGAUGAUUUGCCUCUGGAAGUUGUUGGAAGUUUCUGUUACCUUGGAUCAACCGUGACCAAUAAUCUCUCACUGGAUGCAGAGAUUAACAUUCGUAUUGGCAAGGCAUCUACGAUGUUUGGGAGGCUCAAUACAAGAGUAUGGGAUAAUAAACAUCUAACCGUAAACACAAAGAUGAUCGUUUACCAGACAUCUAUUUUGUCCAUACUCUUGUACGGUGCUGAGACUUGGACAUCGUAUGUCAAACAGGAACGGAAAUUGAACAACUUCCAUAUGCGCUGCCUUCGACGCAUUUUAAACAUCUCGUGGAAGGAUCGAGUCACAAACGAGAAGGUACUUAGUAUCGCACGUUUACCCAGUAUCACAGCAAUCUUGAAACAGAGACGAUUACGCUGGCUGGGGCACGUGCACAGGAUGGAGCCCUCUCGUUUGCCACGUAAUGGCUCCUCUACACGAUGGGCCAACGCCGGCCACUCCAAGGGACGCAGCCAUGCGGUAGAAUGAGAUAGCAAUAUCACUUGCUCCCUCUAAC